This is a messenger RNA of Helobdella robusta, 621 nucleotides long. RefSeq lists its product as hypothetical. The record is from RefSeq and is a predicted model, not a curated record. NCBI's taxonomy places the organism in Eukaryota, Metazoa, Annelida, Clitellata, Rhynchobdellida, Glossiphoniidae. Bases 1 to 621 code for a protein of 206 amino acids. The transcript is spliced from 2 exons.
AUGUUGGCCAAAUGUUCAAUAUUUGUCAGCUAUAAUAUGGUAAAAAUUCCAAAGUUAGAAAGUAUAGCUAACUUGAAUUUUGUUAAUUUAAAAAACGAACUUGGAAAACCCCUGUGGUCCGAUAUUUCAAGAACCCCGACCGAAGACUCGUCGUUCACCCUUGUCACCAGAAAAAAUAAACGCCCGCGCGCAUUAACCAGCGACACUGACAACAACAACAUUAAAGCAGAUACAAAUUCAAACAAACGUUCAGCUCCAAAAAUUAUUGGUAAAAAAGAAGUUGACUGCAAACUAAAAGCCGAUAAAGUUCUGUACAACAAACGUGUCUACUUAAUGAGUAACAUCCAGAAAUGUUCAGCCAGCGACGUCAGCGAAUUUUUAUCAUCAUGCGGGAUUAACGUGUUAUCAUGUUAUCCGGUAUUUAAAAAUACCGAGCCAUCAAAAGUUCCCCACACCAACCGAGACAACCAAGAUUCAUCAAUGUUUCGUGUCUGCAUUGACAAAAUAGAUUCUCCUAAAAUCAACGAUCCCAACAUCAUACCCAAAAAUAUAAUUGUACGAGAAUGGCGUUUUUUGCAUAAUGAAAAAAAGGCCAAGCAACAAAUAACCAAUCAUGAAUAG